Molecule: messenger RNA, 915 nt
Organism: Colletotrichum scovillei
Lineage: Eukaryota; Fungi; Ascomycota; Sordariomycetes; Glomerellales; Glomerellaceae
Product: short-chain dehydrogenase reductase sdr
Exons: 1
Coding region: 1-915 (304 amino acids)
Source: RefSeq, a predicted model, not a curated record
AUGCCUUCCUCCAACUCACUCCGGUUCGACGACCGUGUUGUCAUUAUUACUGGCUCUGGUCGUGGCCUAGGCCGCCAACAUGCCCUUCUACUCGGAAGUCUUGGCGCGUCUGUAGUAGUCAACAGCACUACCUCUACUACAGCCCAGGCAACCGUUGAUGACAUUAUCAAAGCAGGCGGAAAGGCUACGGCUUGGGUUGGCUCCGUCUCGGAUGAUUCAGUCGCCCAAGCCUUAGUCAAAACGGCUAUUGACACUUUUGGCCGCAUUGAUAUCAUCAUCAACAACGCUGGAACCUUUGAUCCCACGCCGUUUGAGCAAAUAACUGGAGCUCUCUUUCGAGAGAUGCUAUCUGUUCACGUAGAAGGAUCGUACAAUCUUACCCAUGCAGCCUGGCCUCACAUGCAGAAGCAAAACUAUGGCCGUGUGGUGAUGAUUACGUCGCACACCAUUUUUGGAAUGGCUGGAUCUGCGGCGUAUGCGGCUGCCAAACUUGCCCUCGUUGGCAUGGCCAAAACGCUUGCCAUUGAAGGAGAGCCCCAUGGAAUUCUAGUCAACUCGGUGGCAACGACAGGAUUCACCGACACGGUUCAGAAGAACACCCCCGACGCCGGAAUGCAAUCAUUCAUGGAGGCGAACUUGCCGGCCGAAGACCCAGCGCGGGCAGUGGCGUGGCUUGUCCACCAGGAUUGCAAGGUUAAUGGAGAAGUUAUCGGUGCUCAGGGCCGUGUUGUUAGUCGCAUCUUCUUAGGUGAGACUGAGGGCUUCCAAGGAUCGCGCGAUGGGGAGUGGAAUGCAGAGAGCAUUCGAGACAACUGGGCCCAAAUCGUUAGUGAUAAGGACUACGUUGUUCCUACGGAUACUAAUCAUCUCGGAGGGUUGCUCUUCCAGAGGCUUUCUGGCGCAUCAGCUAAGUAG